AUGUCCCCCGAAGCAGCGAAGAGCGACAACUCGAGCUCUCGAGAUCUUCAGUCCGCUGUUCUGCAAACGACGCUGCAGGAGAUCUCAUCACGGCCGACGGAACCCGAGCGGGGCGCAUCAGCCGACGAUUGUUGCGUCAUCUGCCUCGACCAAAUCACCGAAGGCUGCGAAGCGCAACCCUGCCACCACCGAAACUUCGACUACCUCUGUCUGGUAACAUGGCUGGAACAACAAGCAGCAUGUCCUCUGUGCAAGACCGAGAUCAAAGAAUACGACCCAGGCGACCGCGACCGCAGAAUGCCCACUCCUCGUAUCGAACAUUUGUUCCUUCUCAGGAUGAGACGAUUGCGCGCCGACGAGACGUGUAUCGCCGCCAACUGUAUUCGCUCCACGUCGGCUCGAACCGAAUAUCUAGGUACCGAGACCUGA
This is a messenger RNA of Colletotrichum chrysophilum, 429 nucleotides long. RefSeq lists its product as uncharacterized. The record is from RefSeq and is a predicted model, not a curated record. The transcript is spliced from 2 exons. The coding region runs from base 1 to 429 and encodes 142 amino acids. NCBI's taxonomy places the organism in Eukaryota, Fungi, Ascomycota, Sordariomycetes, Glomerellales, Glomerellaceae.